GUCCAGCCCAGUGCAACCUUAUCUUUUUCUCUGGAACAGAGAAAACCGAAACAAAGAGAACUCGAAACUGUUAGAGAGAGAAAUAAAGAGGAGAGAGAGAGAGAGAGAUGGAUUUUACAGAGAAGGAAGAAUUAUUGGUUAAAGAAUCGUGGGAAGUUUUGAAGAAGGAUUUGCCUCUCUACAGCCUUCGUUUCUUCACUCAGAUACUGGAGAUAGCUCCAGCAGCGAAGGGGAUGUUUUCUUUCUUAAGGGAUUCAGAAGAGAUUCCUCACAACAACCCUAAGCUCAAGGCUCAUGCUCUCAAGGUUUUCAAGAUGACAUGUGAAUCAGCCAUUCAACUGCGAGAGAAGGGGGAGGUGGUGGUCUCUGAGACUACCCUCAACUAUUUGGGCUCUGUCCAUCUUCAGAAUGGAGUCAUUGCUCCCCAUUUCGAGGUGGUGAAAGAAGCAUUGCUACGAACAGUGAAAGAAGCAGUGGGAGAGAAAUGGAGCGACGAAGUGGACAGUGCCUGGGGAAAGGCCUACGACCAAUUGGCUUCAGCAAUCAAAGCUGAAAUGAAAUAAAAAGAUUAAAAAUUCCAUUUAAUUGGUGAUCAAAUUCAUUCAAAAUUUGGCUGAUUUGUUAUUUAUGGUCCAGAAAUUGAAGAAAACAACAGUGCAUAAGAUUUAUGAUGGUAAUAAAUUGUUAUUACAAAUGAAGUUGCUUCUCUUCCAACUUCAAA
This is a messenger RNA of Momordica charantia (bitter melon), 721 nucleotides long. It is a transcript of the gene HB2, whose product is annotated as hemoglobin 2. Gene Ontology annotation, molecular function: heme binding; oxygen binding. Lineage: Eukaryota; Viridiplantae; Streptophyta; Magnoliopsida; Cucurbitales; Cucurbitaceae. The record is from RefSeq and is a predicted model, not a curated record.